Molecule: messenger RNA, 321 nt
Organism: Fusarium verticillioides 7600
Lineage: Eukaryota; Fungi; Ascomycota; Sordariomycetes; Hypocreales; Nectriaceae
Exons: 1
Coding region: 1-321 (106 amino acids)
Source: RefSeq, a predicted model, not a curated record
AUGCAAGCCCACUGCAACUGCAACACUUCAGAGAACCUAACCUCGCAGGCAGGGUCCCCGCAGGGACUCCCGAAGCAUGGUGAGACAGGUGCAUCUGCGCGAUGGCGUCGACUAGAGACGGCGCUAGACGAUCUUCUACCCUUGGCACGCUUUGGCUGCCGUGUGUGUGGUGUGCACGGCACGAGCUUGUUCCGUUUUAGUGCACCUGGAGAGAUAGUAAACGGUGGUUGGCUCGAGAUAAGAAACGACUCGACUUUGGAGACGCUGAUUGGUCGCCUCUCUCAAUUUUAUGUUGUCCAUCUUUUGACUGUGAAUCUGUGA